GAGGAUAUAAUAAGUGUGUGAUGAAUAAUAGUGUGGUACCCAGUUGGCUGUGGAGAGCAGAGACGAUAUAAUAAUAGUAAUAAUAAAUGAAAAAAGCGAAAGCUGGGUGAAGAAACAAAGCAAGUUAUUCUGGAAUUUUCCCUCCGAAGAAGAAGAAGAAGAAGAAGAAGAAGAGAAAUUAUGCUGCGGAAACUGGUGACGGUGCCGGGAAAGAAGAAACCGGGCACAGUGCCGGUUUAUCUGAACGUGUACGAUCUUACUCCCAUUAACGGCUAUGCCUAUUGGCUUGGCCUCGGUGUCUAUCACUCUGGUGUUCAAGUUCAUGGAAUUGAAUAUGGUUUCGGUGCGCACGAGCACGAUACGACGGGGAUCUUCGAGGUUCAGCCACGGCACUGCCCUGGCUUCACUUUCAGGAAAUCGAUAUUCAUAGGAACAACGGAUCUGGGCCCCAAAGAUGUUAGGGCUUUCAUGGAGAAGCUUGCUCACCACUACUCUGGCAACACCUACCACCUCAUCUCCAAGAAUUGCAACCACUUUUGCAACGAUGUUUGCCUCAAGUUAACCGGAAAAUCUAUCCCUAGAUGGGUUAAUCGACUUGCUAGACUCGGUCUUCUCUGCAACUGUGUUCUUCCUCCGGGGCUUAACGACACCAAGGUUCGACAAGUUACAUCAGAAAAGGUUCAGGAAGGAGAGAAGAAGAAGAUGAGGAGUCAAUCAAGCAGGUACGAGGGUUCCUCCAAUCCUCCAUCAGUGCCACGAGGUUCGGCGAUUAAAAGUAGUAGCCAAAGACAUUGCCUUCCACCAUCUUCGUCCCUGAUUAGUGCUCCUUCGGGUUCAACCUUAACAGUAAAGUAAAUCGAUUGCAGCACUCAAUUCAAAGUCUCUAUGCCGUGAGGUUCGGUGAUUAAAAGUAGUGGCCAAAGGCAUUGCCUUCCGCCAUCUUCAUCUUUGAUUAGUGCUCCUUCAGGUUCAAUCUUAACAGUAAAGUAAAUCUAUUGCAGCACUCAAUUCUUAAGUCUCUGGAAUAUGUAGGGCUUUAAGGAACUAUGUGAAAUGUGAGCAACCUAGGUUUGAACAGGGUAGGAAAAUUGUUCAUCUUGCUCUCCAUCUUUCUGUUCUGCCAUAGUGGCUAUAGCUACUAUGUAAUGGUUGCUUUGUUUUGUCACUGUUAUUUUUUAAAUGCUUGCUUUCUUCAGUUCAGUGAAUGAAGAGUUCCUUUAUCUCUA
Molecule: messenger RNA, 1226 nt
Organism: Arachis stenosperma
Lineage: Eukaryota; Viridiplantae; Streptophyta; Magnoliopsida; Fabales; Fabaceae
Product: deSI-like protein At4g17486
Exons: 3
Coding region: 181-855 (224 amino acids)
Biological process (GO): protein deubiquitination
Molecular function (GO): deubiquitinase activity
Source: RefSeq, a predicted model, not a curated record